Yamadazyma tenuis ATCC 10573 is the source of this 383-nucleotide messenger RNA. NCBI's taxonomy places the organism in Eukaryota, Fungi, Ascomycota, Pichiomycetes, Serinales, Debaryomycetaceae. The record is from RefSeq and is a predicted model, not a curated record.
AUCUCUAAUAUGUGUAAAGCAGCCAUUUGUAGUAUUUGCCACAACAAGUCUUGGAUUGGAUGUGGAUUACACAUUCCCGGCGUCAUGGAUCAUACGCCCAAAACUAGUUGGUGUACGUGUGAUCACUCUGAUGAGUCUUCCGACUUGUCGUACCCUCCUAAAGCCGGCACUGGGUUUGCCAAAAAAACCACCAUCGAUUAGGCCCAUACUGGUAUGUAUAGAGCAUCAGCCAAUGUCGCUGACUCGUGCCAAUUGUGUAGAAUGAAUCAAUGUUUGUAUCGAAUAAACGUCUCACCUCGCACAACCCCUCCUCGGUUGUUCGCACCAUUCGUCCACCGCGAUUCGCUCAAGUGCAGUCAUGCGUUCGCCCACCGAAGGGUUUU